UCGUCCAGGAGGAGAACAGCAAAAGGAUCCUUUGAUGCAUCAGAGCAGAGGAAUUCGGCUUCUCUUCAUCUCUGUAUUUUUGUUGUGUUGUUAGCUGUGAGAAUCAGUAAAGGGGCUGCAGCAGCUUCGCUCUCGAACUGAUUCCUUCCAUCACUUCUCAGCUUAUGGAAAUGUACAGUUUUGCUGGCAAGCAACCAGAUUUCUUUGGUUUCUUUGUGGUCUUGGUUUUGCAUGGUUGGCGGUUUGGUGGCAAAGACUCUAAGACGCUUUAGUACACCAGAGGAGACAAACUUUGUUCUUCCAUCUACAUGACUGGUACAUCCCAAAAAAUACCAGCCACUGUCAUUAUCUCAGGAACCAGUGGAGUGUUCUGCAUGGAUCAGGACUCCAGGUGUUGUAGACUGACCAGAAAAGCAUAUUUCAGGUCAUUUUCCAGCCUGGUGCUCUUUGGAUAACCUGUAUUUCCUAAAUUUGACCUUCUGAUUUUGAAGAGUGGCAGAAGUGGAGUAUUUCUAUAAAUGCAAAAACAUUAGAAAAGAAGAUUUUGUCCUAAGUGUAAGUGACUGGUCAUUACAUCACAAACGGAACAGCCAGAAGCUCCAAGUCAAACUGCAAACCGGAGCCUGACUAGGCUGUCUUUGCUGGAUUAUGCAAUAAAGGCACAGAGGAGUUCUUUCUUGAAUUUUUUGAUGGAAUUCACGGUAAUUUUUUCAGUGAGUUUAAAGAUUGUUUUACAAUAAAAACACGGAAAACAAUUGGUAAUUUGGAAGUUUUCAGUGUAACCUGUUACUAGUUUUUGAAAGCACAUUUCAGUGUUUGUUUCCCCCUGCACUUGACAACUUGAAUGCUAAACUAAGCCAUGCUGGUAUUUCGGAAAGGGAACUGACUGGUGCUUUCAUGACAAAAUAGAACACUUCCUCUUGUCUUGGCAUGCUGUUGCACCCCACGGUGUCAGGAUUGUGCACCAUGUUACAGACCAUCUAUGAGACUGAGUCCUGUUUUUCCUCUGCCAGCACAGACAGCCACCACCAGCCUCUGGAGCUCCUGAGUGGCAACAGGGGCUCCAGUGCUGCCAUGCCCACCACUGUAGUGGAGGUGAAGAGCAGCCUCCCAUCGGGUAUGCAGAGCCCCAUAGGAACAGCAAGCGAGCACAGAGGAGGAGGCGGAGAAGGAGAAGGCCCAGGAGGAGGAGGUCCAGUGGACCUGCGGACAGAGCCCAGGGUGGGGUCUCUGUCUGGGGGUGCAGCAGUGGUGGACACAGCCCUGAGAGAGCAGCAGCUCCAGCAUGAACUGGUGCUACUGAAACAGCAGCAGGAACUCCAGAAACAACUGCUGUUUGCAGAAUUCCAGAAAAAACAUGAAGUGCUAACAAGACAACAUGAAGUCCAGCUGCAGGAACACCUGAAGCAACAACAGGAACUGCUGGCAGCAAAGCGGCAGCAGGAGCUGGAACAGAAGAGGAAACUGGAGCAACAAAGACAUGAAGAGCAGGAGAAACAGAGGCUAGAGCAACAACUGCUGCUGCUGAGGAACAAAGAGAAAGGCAAAGAGAGUGCCAUUGCCAGUACAGAGGUGAAGCUGAAGCUGCAGGAGUUCCUUCUCAGUAAGAAAGAGCCUGGUCCCGGAGGACUGAACCAUUCCUUCUCCCCAAAGUGCUGGGGAGCCCAGCACACCUCCCUGGAGCAGAGCUCUCCCCCGCAGAGUAACACCCCAGGAACUCCUCCCUCCUAUAAACUGCCCCCACUACUGGGGAAUUAUGAGGGCAAAGAUGACUUCCCACUCCGCAAGACAGUCUCAGAGCCCAACCUGAAAGUGCGUUCACGGCUGAAGCAGAAGGUGGCAGAGAGGCGGAGCUCUCCACUUCUCCGCAGGAAGGAUGGAACUGUUAUCAGUACCUUUAAGAAGAGAGCCAUAGAGAUAUCAGUCUCCUCUCUCUGUAAUAGCGCUCCAGGUUCAGGUCCCAGCAGUCCCAACAGUUCUAAUACAGCUAUUGCCAAUGGCAACACGGGGUCAGUCCCCAACAUACAGACUGAGCUGAGAUCUCUCCAUCAGACACUGGGGGCUGAUGGGACAUUGAGUCCUCUGAGUCUUUACACCUCGCCCUCUCUGCCAAAUAUUUCCUUGGGCCUCCCCGCCAACACACACAUAACGGCCCCCCAGAAGCUGUCUACCCAGCAAGAAACUGAACGUCAAGCCAUCCAAUCACUGCGUGGAGGUGGAGCUCUAACAGGAAAGUUUCUCUCCACAUCUUCCCUACCUGCAGGGGUGGGGCAUGAUGUGGAGACCCCGCCGCCCAGCUCUCAUUCUGCCCAUUCCUCGUUAUUACAACAUGUACUGCUACUGGAGCAGGCCAGACAACAGACUGCAAUGCUAGCUGUCCCCAUGUACAGCCAGUCACCGCUGGUUACUGCAGAGAGAGGAGUAUCUAGUAGCAUGCGGACAGUCAACAAGCUGCCUCGCCAUCGGCCAUUGGCUCGGACCCAGAGUGCACCUUUGCCCCAGUCCCCCCAGGCCUUGCAGCAGCUGGUGCUUCAGCAGCAACACCAGCACUUCCUGGAGAAACACUACAAGAUGCUAUCAAAGGGAGCAGAGCUUCCCAGGCCACCACCCACCCACCCAGAGGAGACAGAGGAGGAGCUAACGGAGACCAGUGACAUGCAGGAGGACAUCGAAGAGUCGGGCCCCCACAGGCUUCAGAAGGAGGGGUCUGAUGACAGCACCUCCCCCUCUGAGCGGCUUGGUGUGCACGUGAAGGGUGAAGAUGAUCGUGGGGGCAUGCAUGUGAAAGGGGAGAGCACUGAGAGUGAGCUGGAUGAAGAAGAAGAGGAUGAAGAAGUCAUCCAGCUGAAGGAGUGCAGUGAGGAGGAGAGGGGAAGCUAUACGCAGGCCUUGCAACAGAUGGGUGUGUUCCAGUCCUCGUUGCCCCACAGACCUCUGGGAAGAGCGCAGUCCUCCCCUGCAGCCACUGUCAAUCCUGUCAAGCACCUCUUUACUACUGGGCUUGUAUAUGACAGUCUGAUGUUGAAGCAUCAGUGUGUGUGUGGCAACGCACACAUCCACCCAGAGCAUGCUGGGAGAGUGCAGAGCAUCUGGUCCAGACUGCAAGAGACAGGCCUGCUGGGACGCUGCGAGAGGAUUCGUGGGCGUAAAGCAUCUCUGGAUGAGAUCCAGUCAGUCCAUUCAGAGUUUCACACUCUGCUGUAUGGAACCAGUCCACUCAAUCGACACAAACUGGACCACAAGAAGCUGCUGGGUCCAAUUAGCCAGAAGAUGUAUGCUGUUCUUCCCUGUGGAGGAAUAGGGGUGGACAGUGAUACAGUGUGGAAUGAGAUGCACUCAUCCGCGGCGGUCCGUAUGGCGGUCGGUUCAGUCAUUGAGCUGGCCUUCAGAGUGGCGGCGGGGGAGCUGAAGAAUGGCUUUGCAGUUGUGCGUCCACCUGGUCACCAUGCUGAGGAAUCUACUGCCAUGGGAUUUUGUUUCUUCAAUUCAGUAGCUAUCACUGCUAAGCUGCUGCAACAGAAACUGGGAGUGGGCAAGAUCCUCAUUGUAGAUUGGGACAUUCACCAUGGCAACGGCACCCAGCAAGCCUUCUACAGCGACCCCAAUGUCCUCUAUAUCUCCCUUCAUCGCUACGAUGAUGGAAACUUUUUUCCUGGCAGCGGAGCUCCUGAAGAGGUGGGCUCAGGUGCAGGUGUUGGUUUUAAUGUGAACAUAGCCUGGACUGGAGGAGUGGAGCCCCCUAUGGGUGAUGUAGAAUACCUUACUGCGUUUAGGAGUGUGGUGAUGCCCAUUGCCCAGCAGUUCAGUCCAGAUGUGGUUCUGGUGUCUGCAGGCUUCGAUGCAGUGGAGGGUCACCAGUCUCCUUUGGGAGGCUACAAUGUCUCUGCCAAGUGCUUUGGUCAGCUAACGCAGUUGCUGAUGGGUCUGGCGGGUGGGCGGGUUGUUAUGGCGCUGGAGGGCGGUCAUGACCUCACAGCCAUCUGUGAUGCAUCAGAGGCCUGUGUCUCUGCACUUUUGGGAGACCCGUGUGACUCCGUAUUUCAGUGGCCUCAAGAAAAGCCAUGUCCAAAAGCCUGCGCCUCACUGGAGAGAGUAAUAGAGAUCCAGAGUAAACACUGGUCUCGUCUCCAGAGUUUGUCUCAGACAAGUGGCCACUCACUAUUGGAUGGCCCUCUUGGUGCUCAGGGCCAAUCCGAGAAAGACGAAGCAGAGACAGUCAGUGCCAUGGCUUCCCUGAGUGUUGAUGUUGAUCAGCCAGGCUCUGUUCCUGAUAACACCGAAGCCAGCAGGUCCACAGAGGAGCCAAUGGAAGAAGAGCCUGUAUUGUAGGUGGGACUUAAACAGACAGCACACAAAAUCUCCAUGCUCACCUCCUUCUAGCACCUCCUCUUCCUCUUCCUCCGCAGAGUUUGUGUAGGUACACACACACAUACAUACACACGAGGUGGAAUUGUGCCACUGAGGACAACUCUGAUUGAGUGAGGAGAACAUUAUGGAGAGAAGAGAAGGUGGGGCCUGUGAAAAACAUGGACAGAUCUCUUUGCUAGUGGUUCAUCAGUCCAAGGGGAGCAAACGACUUGUUAGCAUCUCCAUGGAAACCAGAGGAGGGGAGCGUCAAUGAGAAGACUUGUCUUGUAACCUGUAUAUUUUACCACCUGUACACAGCACCACUGAAUUUUUCCCCUCUCCAAUCAGUCCUCUAUGUUUGUAUUUCGUCCCCUUCUCUGUUUCCACAGAUGGACAGUGACUGUGGAGAAUGUGUUUCAAUCCCAAGUGGACGACUUGUCUUCUUGUGAGUGUGUGGGUGCGUCAGAUAGACAGGCCGAGCGAACAUGGGGUUGGCUGGCAGGGGAGGAUUAACCUAUUUUUAAACGAGCAGAGGAGGAACUAGGUGCCUUUUUUGUCCACAGAAAUUAAACCAACCAACCAAUCAAUCACUAACACUACCACCACCACCGCAGCACCUCAGCAAACUGACUAGCCAAUCAGGACUGAAGAAACACACUGAUGCGCGUGCAUGCACACACACACACACACACACACACACACAUUGCUGUUGUUUCAGUCAGUCAGUUCAUUUUUGUGUCUGUUUUUUCAUCUGGAUGCCUUAAUUUGUUCUUAUCUCACUAUUUAGCAACAUUGAGAGAGACAAAGAGAAAAACGAGAGAUGAUAUAUAUUCAGAAAUGUAUUAAAACUUCUAAGAAUUGUAUUUUCUUUUAGAUCUGACAAUAUUCAUGUCAGGUAUUUCCAGCAGACUUAGAUUUUUUUUUUUUUUAAAUGAAGAAAGCCUUCUAAAGCCAUCAUUACACACUAGAAAUCUCCAGUAAAAAUCUCCAUUGAAUAUUAAUAAUAAUAUCAGUAAUAAUAUUCAAUCAGACUUUUAUGGAAUCUGGUGAAAGUGUCUCAGGAUCAACUCAGUAUUCAUUGUUUUUACAUGUAAUUAUUCAAACUGCAUGACUUCAGACCACUUCUCUAUCAGUCCCGUCUCUCUCGUUCACUCAUUCUGGAAGUCAUGUGACCCCUUUUUCUCUAAAAGGGAUUGUGGUACAUUUUUGAAACACCAGUAUGACUACCUUUUUUCUUGUUGUAAUAUUUUAUUGUACUGUUACGUAUUUGGUGUAAAUAUCGUCUCUUGUCGAGUUGCCCACAGUUAGGUCACAGCAGACUCAGUGUGGUCACUUUUCUAUAUCUGUACAUACAUACAUGUAUAAAACACUAAAUACUUUGUCUUUUUGUAUAAAAAAGCAAAAAUAAUAUUCUACAUCUAUAUAUAUAUUCUACACACAUGCGUGUGUGUAUGUAAAUAAGAACUGUUUUGUCCAGUCAGACUGGAUUUAUGAAUAUAUUCUGUUUGUAGAUUUGAUGUUGUCAAAGUUUGGCUGUUCGAUGGGAAGUAAACAGACAGUCUGAUGUCAUCAGACUGCCACCUGUUUGUUGGUUCAUUUAUUUUGGUUACAGAUGUUGAGGACAGCUGGAUAUUGUUGUAAACUGUGGUUGUUGUUGUUGGAAGUAAACAGUGAGCUCCCGUUCUGCGGGCAGCGCUAGCCUCCACAGGCAAACUGUGCAAAAAGACACAAUAAGUGGAUAAUAGGUUGGUCCAGUAAUUAUGUACUUUUGUAGUCCACCAGGGAGUUACAGUAGCUAGUCCCCUCGUGGUCUCUGAUAUUCAUUAGCCUGAACUAUCAUACUGCAUAUCACAGAUCUGAAUUGCUCUCUCCAACUCCAACAUUUAGUCAGAGAGUGCCACAUAACAUUUGUUUACAAUGUGAACUCAUGUGGUGGUCACCAAACUUCUAAGAUGGGCAAACACCAUGAGGCACUUGUAAGGUAACAUAUAUAUGAUAAUUUACCUUGACUAAGAAAGGUUUCCUCCAUUAAACACAAUACAACCAUAUAAAAAGGUGGCAAAGGAUGUAGCACACAAGAUGACGCCAGUGGCACCACAAAGGAAUGGUACAUUGGCUAGUGUUGAUUCUCCUUAGAUGAUGAUAGAGUCGUUAAUUUAAAGCUGCAGUCAUCAGUAUUUUUUCAAUAACAAUAUAUCACAUGACAUUGUGAAAGGGGUUGCUCUUAGUGUGGAGACUAGAGAAUUAUCAUCUGAAUCUGCAGGUAGCUACUAGGUUUCACAGCUAAAGAGACACAUAUUUCCCUCAGCAAUCAGUAGAGACAAAAACAGAGCUAAAAAUGUCAGUAGCAAUACUGGACUGUGUAAUUGUUUUAUGGAGUAGCCCUUACAAACCAGAUUUGUUACACCAGUCAAAAGGAUAAGUCAAUAGGCUAAAUAUAUACAUUUUUUUACAAAGUACAGGUCUUUAAUCAACCACUCACCUACUUUAAAGUGCAGCUCUGAUGCGUUUUUCAGUAUCACAACAAAGGGACAUACCACAUUAGGGGACUGCAGGUGCUGUGCUCACCAUAAAUACCUGUUGGAUGCAAAUAUUCAGAACUGGACCACCCUGUUAUCCACAUCUACAGAAACAGAACCCAGAAACACUAUUGAGUGAUAUCAGCACAUGUGAUGUCCAUUUCCCAGAACCCUCUCAGUGUAGCAAGCCGACGCUGCUAACUCUGGGUGUAUGUCCCAAUCCCCUUAACUUGCGAGACAAAGUGAAACGUGAAUGCAAUUAAGGGGACUGAGAUAUACCCACGGUCUCAUUUGUUCAAAGCAAUACAACACUGACAGGACAGCAGUGACAGAAAAGAGAAAGAGACUACAACACCCAGCUUCAGCGUGGUCGCAGCAGACAGAAUCACAGCUUACAUUAUUGAUGGCGCUUCCUCUACCACCUGUGCUUGAGUGCUAUUUGUGUGUAUUAUCUGUCAGGUGCAAUAAAUAGACAGUAUUGAUUGAUCUGCAGAUUGGUUGAUUUAUUGAGCUGUGUUUCCAGGUGGUUCACUGUAGUCUUCUUGUACUAAUGUAAACACUAACACCAUUUUGUCCAUUAAACCUAGUCAGUAACAGCGGCGCCUUGCACAGGUGGAUGAGUGGGUGGUGUCACUUGUUUGUUGUAAUACUGCAGCCUUUUGCUGUAUCAAUGUCGUUCUGCGAUUUCAGCACUUGCCUCGAUGAAUCCUACAGACACCGCUUGGUGUUGCAAACACAAGCGCAGGUUACGGACUGAGGCUUUAGGAGGCUGUUUCAGUGCAGCUGAGCAGAGUAUCGCUCAGUCCUGGUUGGUUUGUACUGACACAAACUUUAGGUCGCAGGAGCUGCCAUGACCGCUCUAGUCGUGAU
Molecule: messenger RNA, 7736 nt
Organism: Monopterus albus (swamp eel)
Lineage: Eukaryota; Metazoa; Chordata; Actinopteri; Synbranchiformes; Synbranchidae
Gene: hdac5
Product: histone deacetylase 5
Exons: 28
Coding region: 931-4329 (1132 amino acids)
Biological process (GO): negative regulation of transcription by RNA polymerase II
Molecular function (GO): histone deacetylase activity
Source: RefSeq, a predicted model, not a curated record